AUGUCAGGCUCCGAUUCCAACUCCCUGUCUGAUUCUGAAUUGAGGAACUCUCUCUCAUCAGAUUCAGAAAAUGAAGGGUUCAGAGUCGUCGCCCCACCAAGUGAGGGCGCCACUAUUGAACAUUACAAGAAGUAUGUAAAGUAUCUUCAACCUCAAAAGGGUCAGUUGGAGAAUCACAAUGCGUGCCUAAAUGCGACAAACAAUGUGCUCCAGUCACAACAGCCACGACAUUUUCAUAAAGGUGUCCGUGGCCACGCGUCUAUAUCUACUCCAACUUCAAUGACAUUGGCCCCAACUUCAAUGACAUCCACUGCUGCAACCGACAAAUCUGAUCUAGCCUUGGACAAAGUCUUUAUGGAGUUGGGAAAGAAAUAUGCACUCACUGUCGAGAUGUUUAUGCUCGAUGAUUCAAUUUUCAAAUCACCCUGUCCGGAUCCUCCUGUCAACAUACGAAGUCUGUCUCGUUAUGCCAAGACGUCAGCAGAGAAGGCAGCGCUCAUCACAGAGCUCUAUGGAUGCAUUGAGCAUACACUGCACCCUUACAUGCCAACUACGCAUUUCAUCAAUAAGUUUUGCAGCGGAAUGCAGCGCAUACGCUCCUUGUACAUCUAUACAUUAUGGUCUGUAGCUGGGAGCAUCCUCGACAUGCCAUCUCCAAAUUUGCUGCAUCGUUUGAUUGCACUGUAG
Molecule: messenger RNA, 687 nt
Organism: Suillus fuscotomentosus
Lineage: Eukaryota; Fungi; Basidiomycota; Agaricomycetes; Boletales; Suillaceae
Exons: 3
Coding region: 1-687 (228 amino acids)
Source: RefSeq, a predicted model, not a curated record